This is a messenger RNA of Toxorhynchites rutilus septentrionalis, 2792 nucleotides long. It is a transcript of the gene sbr, whose product is annotated as nuclear RNA export factor 1. The transcript is spliced from 6 exons. Gene Ontology annotation, molecular function: RNA binding; protein binding. Bases 129 to 2096 code for a protein of 655 amino acids. Gene Ontology annotation, cellular component: nucleus; cytoplasm. The record is from RefSeq and is a predicted model, not a curated record. Lineage: Eukaryota; Metazoa; Arthropoda; Insecta; Diptera; Culicidae. Gene Ontology annotation, biological process: poly(A)+ mRNA export from nucleus.
AAUGUGAGCCGCAAUCCAAUCUUUGUUGUGAAGGCAUCGGACGUGCAUUUUCUAGUAGAGCAGUGUGAAAAAGUGUUUUGCUUGUGGGAUCAAAUUUUCUACCGUUUAGUGAAAAAACUCCCGUUAAAAUGUCUAACCGUGGAGGUGGAAAAAAUCGUGGCCGCAAUUGGAACCACGGCAGUGGUGGUGGAAGAAAAUUUUUCGAUGGCAGUAGUAACUACUCGGAACACGACGAUCGGAUGGAUCGGGAUCGCAAAAUGAGUGACGUGAAACGCCGCGUCAGUUUUAAGCCCUUCAACGGAGGUCGUAAUAAAGGGGUUCCCCGACUAUCCGAUAUUCAUGUGUUGGCUCACCUCGAGGAUGAGGCAAUGGGUGGAGAUGGGUCGGAGGGGAAUCGGCGCAACUUUUCCGGUGGCAAUGGCACCACGAACCCCGGCAAAGGUAAUCGUCGACGGGGUUCUCCCGUUCCCCGAGGGCAGCCCGGUGGCAGGAGGAGGCUUCUAUGUGGGCCAACCAGUUGGUUCGAGAUAAAGAUUCCGUAUGGUCACAAGUACGAGAAGGAUUUUAUCCUGCGUUCGUUGCUAACCGCCAUAAAGCCGGUAUUAUUUAUUCCGCACUAUUGGAAGGUUGAGGAUACCGCGGUUAGCUUUUACAUCGAUGAUUUCGAAGCGGCCCUAGCCCUGCAGAAGGUUGACCGGACUAUCGGGCUUCCCGAUGGUCGGAAAAUGAUAGUGGUCGUCCGUAAUGGUGCGCCACAGUUCCAGGUGAAUGAACAGCUGAAGGAGCGCAUGAAACUGGCAAUGGUUAAGCGGUACAAUCCGACGACGAAGGCACUGAAUUUGGAGAAAUUUCACAACGAUCCGGAUUUGAAUGAUAUUUUCUGCGCGUUGUUCCGACCGCAGAUUAUGCUGGCGGCGUUCGAUGUGAUUAAGGACAACAUUCCCGACCUGGAGGCGUUGAAUGUGAACAACAACAAGCUGCACAUGUUGGACCACUUUAAGGAGCUGGCCGUGAAGGUGCCGAAUCUGAAAAUUCUUCACAUGGCCAACAAUAAGAUCCCAUUCGUAACAUCACUGGACAGUUUGAAAGCUCUCCCACUUGUGGAAAUUAACCUGGAUGGGAAUCCACUCAAGUCACGGGUUCCCGAUCAAAGUAGUUAUGUCAGCGAGGUUCGGAAGCGACUGCCGAAGGUCAUCAAAUUGGACGACAUGACUCUCCCGCCCCCAAUUGGCUUUGACGUGACCGACGAAGUGGCGAAGCUCCCCACCGCCAAGGCAUCCUUCCUGUGCGAUAUGGCCGGGGCCGAUAUCGUACGUCAGUUUCUCGAGCAGUACUUUAUCAUUUUCGACUCGGAUAACCGACAGCCGCUGCUGGAAGCGUACCACGAGCAUGCGAUGGUCUCGAUGACGGCCUACAGCUGUUCCUCCCAGAGAAGUCAGCAGCGGCUGAUAAGCUAUAUGCCCCAUAAUCGCAACAUCAACGCCAAGAGUGAUUUGGAAUCCAGAUGUCGGUAUCUGAAGUUGGGACGACUGCCAGUGGUAACGUUCCUGUCCGAACUGCCCUCGACCAAGCAUGACCCGCAGUCGUUCGUCGUCGAUUUGACGCUAUUUACGCCCCGAUUAAUUCAACUCACAGUCACGGGUGUUUUCAAAGAGCGCAAGCUGGCUGUCACCAACGAACCUAUGCGCUCCUUCCAGCGCACGCUCGUUAUCGUUCCGUCCGGUGGUGGCUUCUGCAUUCGCAACGAGAUGAUCCACAUUAACAACACCACUUGGCUGCAGAAAGAGAAAGCAUUCAAGGAUCCAGCUUCGAACAUUGGCUACCAGGCAUCAUCAACUGCCACCGCGUCAGCAGCACCAGUGCCAGCAGGGAUUCCUCCGGCGGCAGUUACUGUUCCUGCCGUGCACGUUGGUGGCCCGGACGACAACACCAAGCUACAAAUGGUGCAGGCGAUGGUGGCUCACAGCAACAUGAAUGUGGUGUGGAGUCGUAAGUGUCUGGAGGAAACCAAUUGGAACUUCGAGCGAGCUGGGUUCGCUUUUGCUGAGCUGCGAAAACAGAACCGAAUACCACCGGAGGCGUUCGUUAAGAACUGAGACGGCGAACCAUCGACAUCGCGGGAUAUAUUCUAUUUUUAAUGAUUAAUUCGUUCUGAGGACCUAACUUUAAGUACUGGGAGUUUGGAAAAUGGUUGCAUUCGAGCAAGAAGGUCGACUAUUCGAUAGUCUUAUAAUCAACAUGUAUUGCCACAAAUAUAUUGUUAGUAAAAUGCAGCUGCACGCAUUUCAACCCUUUUCCAAAUUCCUAUUAUUACUAUUAGAUAAAACUGUUUGCCACAGCGAUAAGGUUUCGCUGACUAUCAAAAUAAGAUGAGAGAUGUUUAUUAUCUUGUGACCAAAAACAUUCAAACAUUGAGGAAAGUGAAAGAUACGUUCAAAAACAUAAUAAAAUCUGUAACCGUUAUUAAUGGCUAAGAAGAAGUAUGUCUAUUAUGUUUGGUCACUUACAAUGUGUAGCGUUAUUUGGGUAUGAGACCACUGAGUCGUGAAGGCCUAUUUAGGCAGGAAAAACAACCCAUUUGAAGAGAUAAACAUAAAAAUGAUGUACAUGGGAUAAUUUUAGAUCACUUAUGUUGUUUUAUGUAUACUUACUAAAAUAAUUAGCUGUGAAAUUUUAUAUAAUAUGAUUAUUUUCUUACGGUAAGCGAAUAGUGUAUUAAAAAACUUGAAAAAGAAAAACACAUUUUUAAAAAAAUCCCUGAUUCAGAAUACAAAAUAGCAUGAAAUCUCGUA